Aspergillus udagawae is the source of this 1335-nucleotide messenger RNA. Its product is annotated as putative MFS transporter. Gene Ontology annotation, biological process: transmembrane transport. The transcript is spliced from 4 exons. Bases 1 to 1335 code for a protein of 444 amino acids. Gene Ontology annotation, molecular function: transmembrane transporter activity. Lineage: Eukaryota; Fungi; Ascomycota; Eurotiomycetes; Eurotiales; Aspergillaceae. The record is from RefSeq and is a predicted model, not a curated record. Gene Ontology annotation, cellular component: membrane.
AUGGCGACAACGACAACGACAACUACUGCUACCAAAACAUACAGUCGAAAUGAAGACAACCACGGACUCGCCAGUCUCCAACUGGAAGCAUCCCAUUCCCCCCCGCCAGGAAAUGUCUUCCCCGCCAUGGAACGAUGGAACCAUCCCAAGUCAAACAUCUACAAGAUAGCCGCGACCUUCUGGGCGUUUCUCGUCAUGGGCGCAAAUGACGCCGCAUACGGUCUUGAACAACACUACUCCCUCUCCUACACCAUCGUCUCUCUCGUCUUCCUCUCCCCGCUGGGCGGGUAUUUCCUCGCCGCACUAACAAACAACCACAUCCACCUGCGCUUUGGCCGGCGCGGCGUGGCCAUCAUCUCCCCCUCGUGCCAUGUCCUCUCGUACAUAAUCAACUGCCUGCACCCGCCGUACCCCGUUCUCGUGGUGAGCUUCAUCUUUGCCGGGUUCGGCAACGGUCUCGCCGACUCGGGGUGGAAUGCCUGGAUCGGCAACAUGGCGGAUGCGAACCAGGUGCUGGGCCUGCUACAUGGGUUCUACGGUGUGGGCGCGGUACUUGCGCCGUUGGCUGCCACAUCGCUGGUUACGAAGGCGGGGGUGGGCUGGUGGUAUUUCUAUUACAUCAUGAUUGGCUGCGCGGUCAUCGAGCUCGCGACCUCGGUCUACUGCUUCUGGGACGAUACCGGGGCGGCCUUCCGGCGGGACACGCAGCAUUCGACAGGUGGCACCGGCACCGGUGGCGGUAGCCUGCGCAAGGCGCUGUUCACGAAACGCGCUGGAAGGAUUACCUGGCUGUGUUCGUUUUUCCUACUGCUGUAUGUCGGCGUGGAGGUUGCGCUGGGCGGGUGGAUCGUCACCUUCAUGAUGCGCGUGCGGCACGGCGAGCCCUUUGCGAGUGGAAUGGUGGCGACCGGGUUUUGGUUGGGGAUUACGGUGGGCCGGGUCGUGCUAGGAUUUGUGACUCCGAGGUUGGGAGAGAAAUUGGCUAUUUCUAUCUAUAUCGUCUCUUCCAUCGCUUUGGGUCUCGUCCUCUGGCUUGUUCCAAACUUUUACGUUUCCACCGUGGCCGUUUCGCUCCAGGGCUUCUUCCUCGGUCCGCUGUUCCCUGCUGUUGUGGUCGUGGCGACCAAGUUGCUGCCUCGUGGCUUGCAUGUCACUGCGAUUGGCUUUGCGGCGGCGUUUGGAGCGGGAGGCGCCUCAGUGCUGCCGUUUGCUGUUGGGGCGAUUGCGCAGGCCAAGGGGGUCAAGGUGUUGCAGCCGUUUGUGAUUGGCUUGCUUGGGGCGAUUAUGGCGUUGUGGAUGGGGUUGCCUAGGAUUCCUGCUCAGCAUGAGACAUAG